CUAAAACACAUCACUUUGAUGGUGAUUUGGGAUUAUGAAGAUUACAAAUCACAGCGAACAAAACUGCGAUGCUGAAUGAAUUCUCCCUUCGAAUCACAGAUUCUUCGGUAAUUCCUAAACUCGGAUAUGUUUCAUUCCCAACGCUUCAAACCCCUUCUUCUCUAUCUGAAGUCACUCUCAAGAACACCUCUUCAAACCCCACAACCCAAGAAUCUUUUCCCCUCGAUACUCUCUCUGAAACACACCUCAAAUGCUUCACAGCAACACUCUUUCACGGUUUCCUACCUCGUAAACGAUCGCGGGUUCUCCCCGGAAACCGCUCUCAAGGCCUCCAAAUUCAUUCAAUUCGAAACCUCGGAAAAGCCGGACUCAGUCAUCGCCUUCUUCAGAGACAACGGAUUCAGCAACACCCAGAUAAACAGCAUCGUUAGAAGAGCACCCAAUGUGCUCACUUGCGACCCCCACAAAAGGAUUUUUCCAAAGUUCGAGUUUUUACUCUCCAAAGGGGCCUCACGCUCUGACAUUGUGGAACUGGUGAGUAGGAGCCCCAGAAUCCUUUACUCCAGCCUCGAGAAUAACAUUGUCCCUUCGUAUGAACUGAUGAGGAAGUUUCUUCAAACUGAUGAGAAAACUAUGGACUGCAUACGCUCUUGUGGGCAUUUCUUUGGUACUGAUCGUGUGGUGCAGAAUGUGAAACUUUUGGUUGAUGAUGGAGUCACCGAUCCUGUGAUAGCCUUUUUGUUGCGCAGGAGAGUUUCUAUAAUCUUGUGUUCUGCCUUGAAGAGGACUUUGGAUGAGGUUAAGGAAAUGGGGUUUGAUCCUUCCAAGUUGAGCUUUGCCAUCGCGCUGCUGGCGAAAACGACCAUUCCGAAAUCGCGAUGGGAGAGGAAAGUUGAGGCCUUUAAGAGAUGGGGUUGGUCUGAAGAAUUGGUUCUUAGAGUGUUUAAGAGGCAACCCCUCGUGAUGUUGGUGUCCCAAGAUAAGAUUGAUAGGAUUAUGAGAUUUUGGGUUAAGCAAUUAGGUUGGGACUAUUUGGCUCUUACCAAGAAGCCAGAGAUUUUUGGAUUUAGUUUGGAGAGAAGGAUCAUUCCAAGGGCACUUGUUGUCCAGUAUUUACUCAAGAAAGGUUUGAGGAGUAAGAGUGGCAGCUUGGUUACGCCAUUUUCUGUUUCUGAAAAGGUGUUUAUUGAAAACUAUGUCAUGCGUUUUAAGGAGGAGACAAGUGAACUAUUAAAGCUGUACCAAGUCAAAGACUAAAAGAGGAUGAUCAAAUGGUUAACUUACGAGAACUAAUUUCUCUGAUUCUAGAAGUUUGUAUUUCUUCAACCCUUAUAACUUGGGGUUAGUCAUGUUUAAAUUCAACUGAUUUAAAUGAAUUGUUUCAUUUUGAUGGGUUGGAAUGGACCCUUUGUUGAC
Messenger RNA from Vigna unguiculata (cowpea), 1416 nucleotides. RefSeq lists its product as uncharacterized. The record is from RefSeq and is a predicted model, not a curated record. Lineage: Eukaryota; Viridiplantae; Streptophyta; Magnoliopsida; Fabales; Fabaceae.